Messenger RNA from Engraulis encrasicolus (European anchovy), 1416 nucleotides. RefSeq names its product neuropeptide FF receptor 1 like 3 (gene npffr1l3). The transcript has 4 exons. Lineage: Eukaryota; Metazoa; Chordata; Actinopteri; Clupeiformes; Engraulidae. Gene Ontology annotation, cellular component: plasma membrane. Gene Ontology annotation, biological process: cellular response to hormone stimulus; G protein-coupled receptor signaling pathway. The coding region runs from base 34 to 1416 and encodes 460 amino acids. The record is from RefSeq and is a predicted model, not a curated record. Gene Ontology annotation, molecular function: peptide binding; neuropeptide receptor activity.
GCACUUUCCAAUGGGAAUUGCGACUCGAGUCCGAUGGUGACGAACGUCACCCUGUCUCCGUACUACCAGCACUCGCUGGCGGUGGCGGCCGUGUACACGCUGGCCUACCUGCUCAUCUUCCUGCUGUGCAUGGUGGGAAACGGGCUGGUGUGCAUCAUCGUGCUGCGGAACCACCACAUGCGCACCGUCACCAACCUCUUCAUCCUCAACCUGGCCAUCAGCGACCUGCUGGUGGGAAUAUUCUGCAUCCCCACCACCCUGCUCGACAAUCUCAUCACAGGUUGGCCCUUCAACAACGUGGUGUGUAAAAUCAGUGGCCUUGUCCAAGGAAUGUCUGUGUGUGCCUCAGUUUUCACACUGGUGGCCAUUGCGGUCGAUCGCUUCCGCUGCAUCGUCUACCCCUUCAAGCCCAAGCUGAACCUGCUGGUUGCCAAGGCCACCAUCGGCUUGAUCUGGCUGCUAGCGCUGGCCAUCAUGUUUCCCACGGCCCUCAUGCUGACGGUGGAGCAGGAGAGGAACCACCUGGUGGUGCUGGACGACGGGCGCGACAAACGCACGUACCCACUCUACAACUGCUACGAGACCUGGCCCGACCCGGAGAGCCGCAAGGUCUACACCACCGUGCUGUUCGCCCACAUCUACCUGGUGCCACUCACGCUCAUCAUCCUGCUCUACGGACGGAUAGGGGCCAAGCUUUACCACAAGCAAGCCUUGACCAAUGCUGCUGGUGGCGCUGUCAAUGCAACCACCGGCGAGCAGCAGCAGCAUUUGAACCCACCACCAGUGCCGGCGGCGCCAGGCAAGUCGCCCAAGACACAGCGUCGCGUGCGGGUCAUCAAGAUGCUGCUGGUGGUCACGCUGCUGUUCAUGCUCUCCUGGCUCCCGCUCUGGACCCUGCUGCUGUUGACCGAUUACGCCCAGCCAGAGGGGUACAAGCUGCAGCUGCUCACGGGCUACAUCUUCCCCUUCUCCCAUUGGCUGGCAUUUUCCAACUCCAGCAUCAACCCAAUCAUCUACGGCUACUUCAAUAAGAACUUCAAGAAGGGCUUCCAGGUGGCCUGUAGGCCUAGCACUUGGCACCCUCACCGCUCCUGCUGCUGUCUUGGAGAGGUCAGGAACAACGUGGUGGUGGCCAACAGACGGCGUAGGCACAGCUGGGCAAAGAGGGGUCCCAGGGACAUGACCCUGGCGCCCAAUUUGGGGGUGCGCAACCGGGUGCACACAGACAGCGACCUGACGGGGUGCGUGCAUCUGGAGAUGGAGGUCAGGGCGGACAGGGGGCUGAUGGUGGACGUGGGGAACUCGGGGAAAGAAGGGGGCAGCUGCCAUGUGCUGGUGAGCACGGAGCAUCUCAUGAAUGAUGUGGAGGAGGUUUCUCCAAAGCCGGCUGUGUGCUACAAGGCAUGGGAGCUCUGA